Schistosoma mattheei is the source of this 563-nucleotide messenger RNA. NCBI's taxonomy places the organism in Eukaryota, Metazoa, Platyhelminthes, Trematoda, Strigeidida, Schistosomatidae. The record is from the annotation of a GenBank genome assembly.
GAAUAAUGUUACUAACGGAAAUGUAAAGUUUUUGAAACGAUAUUACAUUCGUAUAGGUGAUUUACAUCUUCAAAUAGACUUUUAAGUCCCAAGUUUCAAGAGUUAAUCAUUGAAAGUUGAACAACAUUUACAAAAGUUAUCAUACAAAUGGAAGCUUUCCAUGUUGAUUAUAAUCGAAAACUUAAUAGUGAUCAAUUUUGGUGGUUUAUAUUCACUCAAGUUGACAUGAAUCAUAAUGGGAAAAUUGAUAAAAAUGAAUUUAAAGAAUAUAUGAAUAAAUAUAUUGGAGUAAUUAGUCGUAAAGAUGUAGAAAAAGCAUUUAAAUAUUGUGAUCGUGAUAAUAAUGGAACGAUUGAAUAUGAAGAAUUUAAAAAAUAUAUGCUUUGUGAAUAAUUAAUUUUGUUUAUUUAAAACAUUUAGAUAAAUAUUCAAAUAAAUUAUAACUUUUAUUUGUUUCUUUUCUUCUUUUUCUUUUUCUUUAAAUUUUAAUUCAUUUACCUUUUGUACAUUGUUCAAGAUUAGUUUUUUGUUUUAAUUCUUAUGAAUAUAUGUAUGAUCUAUUU